AUGGAGUUGAUCAUUCACUUCCGGAUGCACGACUCCUGGGAUUCACUGUGUUCUUCCCUUGAGCUUGCCUGCCCCAUCUGUUGGAUGCUUUGGAGGCACCUCCGAUCAUCGCCUUCAGCGGUCCCGAGAAAAGAGGAGAGAGACGGGUUCUCUUCUUAUGGAGAGCUAUGGCGUGCAUUCCGUCCGGACCAAGAUCAACCUCCGCUCAGCUCCAUCCAGAUUCGCUGCAAGGACGAGUCUCAUCCAGAGCAGAUCGUGACUGUGCUUCCAGUCGCCUAUUUCUCACAGUACAAGACUUCUUCCAAAAGCCAGUCCACCGGAAGUACUGAGAAAGGCUGCGAUUCAUUAGGGUCUGGCUUGGAUAUUGAUCAAAUCCGGUCUUGGAUAUCUCAGUGUUCAAACGCCCACGAACGAUGCCAAUCACGCACGUCUAUGCUAGGAGAAGGAAAAGCGGAGAUCCCCACUCGCUUGCUUGACUUGCAUGGCCAAGGGUCUUCUAAGUGGUCACUGGUGGUCACCAACAGAGAACAGAAAUAUCGAACCUAUGCAGCUCUAAGCCACCGAUGGACCAAGCAUGUUCCGCAACUGAAACGAGAGAACUUUGCCAAACUUCAAGGUGGCGAGCUAAACUCUACUCUUCCACAGGACUAUCAAGAUGCCAUGUUUCUCUGCCGAGCCCUGGACAUACAGUACAUCUGGAUCGAUUCCCUAUGCAUUUUUCAAGACUCGCCCGAAGACUUCCGGAACGAGGCUGCAAUGAUGGCCGGGAUCUACAUGAACUCGAUUGUCACUUUUAGUAUUUGCUGGGGCGGUACAGCCAAUGGCUGCCUUCCCAAGAGAGACCCUGAAGCCAUUGUUCCUGUGGAGAUCCCGUCCAAGGAUAUCUACAUGAACGAUAUACGACUAAAGGGAAUCAGCGACACCUAUACAAGCCUACCAACUCCCAAGAGACGCAUGAGUUUUCGAGAAUCCGAGAUCAAUGAACUCAUGCAUGGCAGCUAUGCUGAAAUUGUUCAUGACUUUUACACGAAGCAUGGGGAUCCUGAGAAGGCCCUCUUGAUAGACUUGGAAGAGUGGGACAAGGCGGUUCUGGAAUCUCCCAUCAAUCGUCGAGGCUGGGUCUACCAGGAAAGAAUCUUGUCGUCGAGGAUCGUCUAUCUUGGUAAUGAGCAACUAUACUGGGAAUGUGAUCAGCCUCGUGCUUCUGAGGCGUUCCCAGACGGUUUGCCAAGUCACAAUUUCGGCACAGGUGUCGUCCGCUCAAGGAUGCGUCCAGCGAAGAAGAUGCUGGCGGAUUACUUCCAUCGGGAACUCUGGCCCGGUAUGAUAGAAAAGUACACGCAUACGGACUUGACAUUUGAGUCAGAUCGGCUUGUGGCCUUCUCUGGUGUGGCUAAGCUCUUAUCCCAGCGAGGACCCGGAGAUUAUGCUGCUGGGCUGUGGAAGGAGUUACUACUACCAGGCCUUCAUUGGGACAGGCUUGACACAGCUUCUCCAACAACUAAGUCUUCAGCAGAGGGAAAGUGGAUGGCGCCGUCGUGGUCCUGGGCCUCGGCGCUGGGCCCUGUCGAGUAUGACACACACGCCCGUUGGUGCCAUACCCGCUCCGAAGCACAUGAUGAUUGGAAUUUCAAGCCUGGUCGACCUUUGGCCCAGGUCAAGAACGUUUCCAUGGUGCCGGUGGGAGAAGAUCUUUUUGGGUCUAUCCAAUCUGGCUUUAUCGAUCUGGAGUGUCUCCUCAUUCCUGCCCACAUGUUUGGAACAGGCACCAAAAGCCACGACAAAAACCAAGCCAUACUAUCAACAUCCCCAGUUGUUGUAGAUGCAGAUCCUGGCUGCCUAUACCUUUCAUGUUAUCUCACUAAACUUUCUUUGGACAACGAACUCGGCACGAAACAGGACAUCGCCUCCUCCAUCUAUUUUGCACCCCUUCUUCUCUUCGGGACUGCCAAGGGGAACAUGGUGCAAGGGUUGAUUGUGCAGGAGAUUACAGGAAAAGAUGGGGAAGAGAAGCAAGCCGCAUACUCGGUGAAGAGACUCGGCACCUUCCGAGAUGACCUGGAUGAUGGUGUUUUGUCCAAAUUCAUCGUCCAUACCAUUGCCGAGGGCGGUAUGCAGCGACGUGCGGAGCCUGAGAGUUCAUCACAACCCAACAGUGACAUGUCAUUUCUACCAGAACUUCGAACUUAUCUCAAGUCAGUCAUAUCAGAGUCAGCUGGCGGGAGUUGGCAAGAUUGGCUUCCGCUGGCUAAACGCGUGGGCAAGCUAGCGCCAGAGUCGGAGGUGGAUGAGCUUGGAUUCCUGUGGUCGUAUUGGACAUCGUUUCGAUUGCAAUAA
This is a messenger RNA of Fusarium vanettenii 77-13-4, 2337 nucleotides long. RefSeq lists its product as uncharacterized. The record is from RefSeq and is a predicted model, not a curated record. The transcript has a single exon. NCBI's taxonomy places the organism in Eukaryota, Fungi, Ascomycota, Sordariomycetes, Hypocreales, Nectriaceae. Bases 1 to 2337 code for a protein of 778 amino acids.